UUUUUAUUAGGAAUUUUUUUAUAUAUAUAUAUCUGUCCAACAUUAGUUAUCUGAAGUUAAUCAAAUUAAUAAAAUAAGCGUUGACUUGAAUAUUGUGAUAAAUUACAACAAGCAACAAACCUUUGAAGAAAAAAGUUAUACAAUUAUACCGACUCAAAAAUUAUUUUCAAGAAUGCCUGUUGAUACACGUAAUUCGUGUUCUACCGACCUAUUUCUAGAUGUAGAAGAAAAAAAUAUGCGUUUACUGACAAUGCACACGAUCGUCAUCACCUUAGUCGGGAUACUUAUUAUUCUCAUUCUGUUCGGAAACUGGCUGGUGAUCGUAUCAAUUCUGAAAUUCAAGAGAAUGCGGGAUGUGCAAAACAUCUUAAUUCUUUCAUUAGCAGUGUGCGAUUUUUUAAUUGGAAUUCUAAUAUUGCCACAAACUCUUUCUUAUGAAUUGUUGGGUUAUUGGCCUUUUGGGAAAAUCGCAUGCAAGAUCUACCUUCUUCUUGAUAUCGCUUUAUGUACAGGGAGUAUCUGGACGUUAUCAAUGAUUAGCAUCAAUCGAUAUUUAGCGAUGAAGUUGGUCGUAAGAUACAGAUUUUUCAAUAAAACCAAGAAUGGAGUCGUUAUGGAUAUUAUCAUAUGGAUUUUGUCGAUUGUAGUCUGCCUACCUGCGGUUCUAUAUGCCGUUACUGGUAAUGAUGAUGAACUUGUCUGCAAUCAUUCCGAAGAACGUUGGUUUAUAUUAUACAGUGUGUCUAUAUCCUUUUACAUACCAAUGUUUUUAAUGUGCACUAUGUACGUUCGUGUCAUAUGGGAUUUUAGAACAAGACUAAAAAGUUCAACGGCUAACCAAGCACUACUAAAGAAAGAGAAAAAGUUGAACACACUUGUCGGUUUAACAAUGGCUGCUUUUGUGAUUUGCUGGUUCCCGUUUUUCCAAGUCUAUCUUGUUCGCGUUAUUUGUCCAACAUGCUGCGUACCGCCGACGUUGAUGAAAUUUUUUGAAUGGUUUGGCUACGUCAACUGUGCUCUGAAUCCAAUCAUUUAUUCAUCAAACGAAAAAGAGUUCCGGAAUGCUUUCAAGUUAAUAUUGAGGACAAAAAAUCGGAUCGAACCUUCGACCAGGGCUAUGUAUGAAGAAUUACAAAUUCCACGUGAUCGCACACCAGAAUUUGUCACCCGCAACGAAAACUGUACAACGAUCACGUGAUACCUAAAAACUAGGUGUUUAUUACAAAGAUGUCACAGGGAUAUUGAUGACACCUGUCCGUAAAAUAACAUAAAUCGGAUACAAUCUUGGCCACAAAAAACACCGUUGUGGAAUGGGUAGAAAUAAAACUAUAGAAGCUGAUAUGUAACGGCGUAAUGAGUAACGUUGCCACGCACUAAUUAAAUGAUGAAUUACAUUUCACUUAAUCCUUUCAUUGCCUCCUAUAAAACUGGCAUUUACAAUAAAAAUGAAAAAUGUAUUAAGUAUAUACUUACAUUAUUAUUCUUGAAUUCAAUAUUUCUUUUAAUUUUUGUAUGGAUCUCUCUUCUCUUUUUUAAGAGAAAGAAGUCCGUUUGCUCAUUGUGUUGUUUUAAUUCAUUUUUAUCUGCUUAUAUUUCCAACAACGUUAUUUUUUAUACACUUUAGUCAUUUGCUCAAAAACCUUGGAUUUUGAGUUAUGUAUCUUAACAUUUUUUUGUCCUUCCACGCCUUUUUCACGAAUAAAAUUGGCAAG
Molecule: messenger RNA, 1712 nt
Organism: Styela clava
Lineage: Eukaryota; Metazoa; Chordata; Ascidiacea; Stolidobranchia; Styelidae
Product: alpha-2A adrenergic receptor-like
Biological process (GO): G protein-coupled receptor signaling pathway
Cellular component (GO): plasma membrane
Molecular function (GO): G protein-coupled receptor activity
Source: RefSeq, a predicted model, not a curated record